AUGAGCAUCAACUAUAGGAUUCCCGAGAGCGUCUUGGAGGGUGGGAUGCUGCGUCUUUCUGUGAGUUCGUACUUUUUAGGAGAAAAGUUUUGAGAAAUUUGACAAACGGUUUUCAGUUAAUUGUACCUCAUCGGCUAGCUGUUUUUCUUCGGACAAUCACUUAGCCCGCUCACAAAUUUAACAAGUCAAGAGCAGAACGAAAACGUCGUUCUGAAGUUGGAAUCGACGAGAAAGUCUGCGCAACUUGCGACGAAAGGGUAAGGGUAGGAAGACCUCAUCCCCGACAUUAAUUAUUUUCUUACGGGGGACAAAAUGAGAAAUAAGUGGAUCCAGAAUUUCGUACAGUUUAACAGUGCAAACAUUUACAUCCGAACUAAGGAAGAAAACAGUCCAAUCGCAGGAGUUAAGGUGUGUUAAUGAUUCGGUCGAGCGAUCUGAUCGGAACUCGCGGAAAAGGCUAUACUUUGCGAACAACGUUUUUUCAGUCACGAGUUCUAACUAUGAAACAACUAAGUCAUGGUCUGAGCUCCCGAUGUGGCCUAGGAAUGACAUUGACGAAGGCAUGCAGCCUCUACAGGAAAUUUGUUUGAAUAUGCUUGAUUCUCUGAUGGGAAAAUCGACAAUUUGAAUCCACAUCACAACAUCCACAGCCUCAAGGAAGUCUUUGAACAUUCUAGGACCGGAAGGCGGAAACCAGCGGACUUCAGGAAGAUUAAAGUCACCCACAACCAAUUGAUAAUUAAAGCCUAAGUCGGCCACAGCAUAAAACGGCUGUAAGAGUAAACGAUCAAAAUUGUCGUUGGCGUUGGGAGGGCGAUAGACACAGCCAAUGAGGAAACAGGACUUAUUUUUAAGUGCAACCUGGAUCCAGCAGCUGCCUUCUACCGCGGAAAAAUGCGGGAGGUUCAGCGGCAAAAAUGUAACCGCAAAAAUGAAAACCGCUGGUUUUAAAUUUGAAGAUAAGUGGAGGAUAUUAUUUUAAGUGGUUUUUCUGUGAGACCUAACGAUUUUAGUACCUGUUUUUUUGGUUAAAUUUCCUUAAAUACAGGCCUCUUCUCUUAGAACUGCCUGCUGCCAUCUCCUUUUAAGUUCUGCUAGUCUAUACCCGUUGUUCACUAAUCGCACUCUGCAAUUCUCAUUUUGUGCAUCCGAUUUCUCUCUAACUGUUGUAAUUUAUUUUUACACCGUUAGCCCCUAGCUGAAAUUCAGUCAGCUUGUCUGCCGGAAGUUUUCUUAAUCACAACUUGACUCGAGACAAGAUGAGACCAAAAGUCACUGGUCGACGUAAGCUCUCGGCUCUUGCAAGUAAGCAUGGCCUAACUAAACGUAAGUCAGAAGCUUUACCUAAAUCUAAGUCAGAUGAUAUUACUAGUCAGUCGUCACCCGUUGUAAUUGGUCGGCAGCUUGAUCUGUCUGCACUUGACCACUGCAAUGACUUUAUGCUAAAGUUUGGCUCUUUGCUGACAAUUCUUGGACAUAUAUUCGACGGGAACAUCUCCGAUAUUCCCUCUGAAGAAUGUAGGCGUCUCGACUCACUUGUUCACCUGAUCGCCAGUGAAUCUAGUGAUAGACAGAAGCGUUCUUACAACUUCCUGCUAAAAAAUGUUCCUCGAUCUGAUCGGCCAAUUGAUGUUACGACCAAUUUCCUGUAUUCAUGUGGUUUCGACUACAAAAUAGCCGAUGCCAAACGCUUGUCCUCUCGUAGAAAAAAUUCACCCAUCUUAGUCAAAUUGUUUUCAUCAAUCGAGGUUGGCACAAUCUUUACCCAUCGAGAGCGUGUCACUGCGUACCUAGAAAAGGCAAAAUAUUUCCUUUGUCAUGAACUUACUCGUAUACAGCGUAGAAUGGGGUCUCUAUUCUCACGUAAACCCACUGCUUCUCAGUCUUAUGCUCCCCAACUCGGUCAUAAUACAAGUGGCCAUAAGGAUUCAGCUUCUCCUACUCCUGCGACAUCUGACUCCCUCCUUCCUCCUUCUCGUACAUCUCCAUCUCACUCAAGCCACUUGACGCAUUUGCCUGCCCCUAAACUUGCAGCAGCAGCAGCGGCAGCAGCAGCAGCAGCAGCAGCAGCAGCAGCAGCAGCAGCAGCAGCAGCAGCAGCAGCAGCAGCAGCAGCAGCAGCAGCAGCAGCAGCAGCAGCAGCAGCAACAGCAGCAGCAGCCCAUUUGUGGUUUCGUAUCCUCCGGAUAG
This is a messenger RNA of Spirometra erinaceieuropaei, 2190 nucleotides long. Lineage: Eukaryota; Metazoa; Platyhelminthes; Cestoda; Diphyllobothriidea; Diphyllobothriidae. The record is from the annotation of a GenBank genome assembly.